AUGCACUGUCACCUCUUUUUUAAUACAGUAAAGAGCCAAAAACAAUGAGCAAAUGACCAACGGGGCCACCACCAAUAUUGAAAUUUAAAAGGACAGUGCGGUUCGAUGACCAAUGAACAAAUUGACUAGAAACGGUAUAGUACCGGUGAGGCCGUCGAUCAAAUUAUAAAACUUUAGCUCCUUCGUCUUGGAAGACCAAGAAUUUUAAAACGAGGUUGACUCAGCGGGAAGGAAUACAGUGAAGGUGGGCUGCCAUGGAACUCACGAAACCAACAAAGCUCGAAUUCUAUGAUCAAAUGUUGAAGCUUCAAUCCAAAGCCAUACUCGUUCAUUACUUCAAGGGCGAUGAUGGAAGGAAAGCUUUGAUUUUAGAUAACACAAUUUUCCAUCCACAAGGUGGUGGUCAACCUUCUGAUACUGGUUUCAUUUGUGUUACUGAUUCGAACGUUAGAUUUUGCGUGCAAGAUGUUCGAUCAAAAGACGGAGUGGUGUUCCAUUAUGGAGUUGCUGAGGAUUCUAGUAUGGAAAAUGAAUUAGAGCAAGGAAAAGGAAAAGAAGUGAUUUUGCAAGUGGAUGAGUCACGGCGGAGGCUGAAUUCUAGGCUGCACUCAGCUGGGCAUUUGCUUGAUGUUUGCAUGAGAAAUGUUGGUGUGGGGCAUUUGGAGCCUGGGAAAGGCUAUCACUUUCCGGAUGGGCCCUUUGUGGAAUAUAAGGGUACUGUUCCACUGAACGAAUUGCAAAACAAGCAAAGGGAAAUAGAGAUAGAAGUUAAUGCCUUGAUAUCGAAAGGAGGGAAAGUUUACGCCACGGUACUACCAUAUCAAGAAGCUGCUGAGCUAUGUGGUGGUUCUCUUCCUGAUUACAUUCACCCGGAAAGUGGCGGUUAUAAAGCUUACUUUUGGACUACAUUUGUGUCAAGCACCGGCAAUGACUGGAAAUCCCAUGGAAAUUCGGAAUUGGAUUCUUUUCGGUUGCUAACGGUAGCCUUAUUUUCUCGUCCCGUCCAGGGAAGCAAUCCUCGUAUCAUAAAGUUAGGGGACAACCCCGGUUGCCCUUGUGGUGGCACCCAUGUUUCCGAUAUUUCAGAGAUCUUAAGUAUGAAGGUCUCUAAAAUUCGCACUAAGAAGGGAAUGACAAAAGUGUUCUACACCAUUGGCACCUAAUAUAAACGGCAUGAAAUGCUUUGGUUGGGUAAAAGUACCAUGGAAGCUCUUAUACGAAGAUCAGAUUGUAUUUUACUCUCUUUAUUCAAUAAAUGGACAAAUUAAUCUUUACACGAUAUGCAAUAUGACUUUUAGUACAAAAAUUCUUAUAGUAUUUUUACUGCUUUUAUUGAUAAAAGUAUUAUUGCAUAUAUCAAAUGAUGUAUAUCUCUACCAUGAAGUUGGAACCGUAAAACAAUCAUUUCACUAAUAACAGGAGAUUUUAUGUUCUGUUCGGGUAA
Gossypium arboreum is the source of this 1444-nucleotide messenger RNA. RefSeq lists its product as uncharacterized. The record is from RefSeq and is a predicted model, not a curated record. Gene Ontology annotation, biological process: alanyl-tRNA aminoacylation; regulation of translational fidelity. Bases 255 to 1163 code for a protein of 302 amino acids. Lineage: Eukaryota; Viridiplantae; Streptophyta; Magnoliopsida; Malvales; Malvaceae. Gene Ontology annotation, molecular function: Ser-tRNA(Ala) deacylase activity; alanine-tRNA ligase activity; ATP binding. The transcript has 7 exons.